AUGACUUCUUUGUCCUUCACAAAAAUCUUUUUCUUUUUCUUGAUUACUUUGCUUUCCUCGAUAUCAAAUGUCUACUCUUCUCCCCCAUACGAGUUCGUUAACCAAGUUUGUAGCAAACAAGACAAUCCUAAUCUCUGCUUAGAGGUCCUAAAAUCUGAUAGCAGGAGCGAGUUUGCACAAAAUAUAACCAUCGUUACACAGAUCGCUGUUGAUUUCGCAGUAAAAAAUGCAACCAAGACACGAGAUUACUUCCGUGGAGUGACAGCUGGUCCUCCUGGUGUGAUGAAAUCUCUCAGUGAUUGCAUGGAUGCGUAUAAUAAUACGAUCACGAGUUUGAAGAUUUGCAUGUCAGAAGAUGACUGUUCUUUGACUAGUUACGACAUUCAUUCUGCUGGAGACGAGGUUAAACGUUGUCAAGAUAUUGUGGAUUCCAAUGGGGCUCAUGGUUCGUUUAUUACUAGUAUCAAUACGAUCAUUGAGAAUGUUUGUUGGCUUUGUGAAUCAUUGGCCAGCCUUAUGUGCAAGGAUUAA
Molecule: messenger RNA, 531 nt
Organism: Lactuca virosa
Lineage: Eukaryota; Viridiplantae; Streptophyta; Magnoliopsida; Asterales; Asteraceae
Source: the annotation of a GenBank genome assembly